UUAAAGCAGUAUUAUCUAAAUGUAUAAUUAUAGGUUCGAUUUUGUCGCAGUCAAAGUUAAAUAAAGAUUUAUAUUUAUCAAUGUUGUCGGACGAGUCGCUAAAAAUUAAUUACAACGUUUUUUGGAAGUUCGCGUGCAACAGUUCGAACACUCUACUCGCGAUACUAUAUAGCUUAAAUCAUUUUGGCGAUUAUGACAAAUUAUUGUAUAUUGCGGGUGAGAUAGUGGAAAUGCGCGAGGCACUUAACCACGAGGAGGAGGAUGCGGGAGGUCAUAUAAAAUUCCUGUUAUUAAACCAUCGAAGAAACUUAACUGCAAUGGAGAGAGAUCGCGGCCAGAAUGAAGAAAUGCCUCCUGUAGAACAAGGGUCACAACUUCGUAAUAACGAGAAAAUAACUGUGGAAGAAGAAAUUGUCUCAAAAGACAGAAAUAACAACAACAACAUCAACAGAAAAAAAAUAUAUCAAACAAGAGCUAGUCAAAAGCAAAUAGAGGCUCUAGUAACUUAUUUGGAGCAACAUCCAAAUCUUACAUCGGAUACAUUGUCCAUUUUAAAUGGUCAUGAAAAAUUGCAAAGUGAUUGGGAAAAACUAGCCAGAUAUUUAAAUGAAUCAGUGUCAAAUAAGACAAAAAAAGAUGUAAAAUCCUGGCAAAAAACAUGGCGGAAUAAAAAAUGUAAAGUAUUAAAAAAGAAGCAGGAAAUAGCAAAAGCAAUCAAAGAGAAUAAUGCUAUUGAGAUAAACUUAACAGAAAUAGAUAAAAGAAUUUUAAAAAUAAUUGGAUGUCAUAAAUAUGUGGACCUCACGAAUGUUCCUCAUAGUUUUCCCAAAAAACAGAAUAUAAGUAAAAAAAUUGCUAUUGAACAAUUAAGAGCUGAAAAUGUCCGAGAAUCUUUUGAAAUAGCAAACAAGAAUACUAUGAAGAUACAAGUUGAAAUAAAAAUUGUUAAAGAAGUAUAGCUUCUCGAACAAACAACGCUAUGAUAGAAUAUAAAUUGAUACGACCAGAAAUGAAGAAGGGUAAACCUUCUAUAAUGCUCUGUAUAAAAAGACCAUAACAACUCGAUUGCUCCAAUAUCGAUCUGUUCUGGCUCAAAAAUUUUAAACUUCUCUCAAAAAAAGAAAUAUCGUAUGCACCGUUUAUUUUAAAAUAAUGAUGGCAUCAAUUUACAACUAAUGAGUUAGCCAAAGAUAAUAGCAUUUAUUACGAAGAAACAGAGGUACCCGAUUGACCUGCCUACUCGGCCUACCCUAUUUUCUUCUAUUAAUUCUUUUAUUAUUA
Messenger RNA from Cataglyphis hispanica, 1281 nucleotides. RefSeq lists its product as uncharacterized. Lineage: Eukaryota; Metazoa; Arthropoda; Insecta; Hymenoptera; Formicidae. Bases 81 to 959 code for a protein of 292 amino acids. The record is from RefSeq and is a predicted model, not a curated record. The transcript has 6 exons.